This is a messenger RNA of Laccaria bicolor S238N-H82, 579 nucleotides long. RefSeq lists its product as uncharacterized. NCBI's taxonomy places the organism in Eukaryota, Fungi, Basidiomycota, Agaricomycetes, Agaricales, Hydnangiaceae. Gene Ontology annotation, molecular function: bis(5'-nucleosyl)-tetraphosphatase (asymmetrical) activity. The transcript has a single exon. The coding region runs from base 1 to 579 and encodes 192 amino acids. Gene Ontology annotation, biological process: AMP biosynthetic process; ATP biosynthetic process. The record is from RefSeq and is a predicted model, not a curated record.
AUGACUGGUACCCCAUACACAGUAAAGCAAUACCUCGCAGGCGAUUUUGUCGUCUCAGCAGGCUCGGUCCUAUUCCGAGAUCAUCUCAAAAAUACCCCAUCGAACCUGCAAAUCUGUCUUAUUUAUAAUACCACCACCAAAAGCUAUCAACUUCCAAAGGGGCGAAAGGACAGGGGAGAAAGCAUCGAACAAGCGGCUGUGCGGGAGACGUUUGAAGAGACUGGCUACGAGUGCGAGCUAUGGCCGCAGCGCAUGUUGACGCGAGCCUUGGUGCCGGGUCAGAAUAUUCAUGAUGUGGUGCAGGAGGGUGAUGGGUUGGUUGAGCCUAUUGCCGUUACGGUGAGGGAUUAUGGAGAGGGGACGGGAAAGGGGACGAAGAUUAUUUGGUGGUACAUCACAAAGGUCAUAGAUGAUGGCAUGCAGGUAGAAGGUACCUUGUUGGACUACGAGACGUUUGAGUCGGUUUGGGUGGAUGCAGGGAGUGCAGCUGAGAGGUUGACCCUCGAGAAAGAACGGGAGGUCGUCCAGCAGGCGUUGGAGAUUGUCCUAGCAAAAAACUCACAACCACUUGAAAACUAG